AUGUCAAUUGUUAAAUCCUCAAAAAAUAAGGACCAACUUUUACUUGAUGGUUUUCGUUACACACGUGCCAAAGAAUCUCAAACCGUCGGGCGUUGUUGUAGAAAUAUUUGUGCAGAUCAUGUACGUUUUGAUGGUACAAUAUAUAUUAAUGUUCAAGAUCAUAUUUAUGCAUCUAAUGCUGAAGAAACAAUAGCAAUGGAAUUUAAAUUAAAGAUUGUGGCUAGUGCGACCACAUCGCAUUAUCCACCUAGACGUAUUAUUCAUGAAGCUUUACUAAAUAUACCAUUACCAAGACCAAAUUCAUUUGAUGAUAUUUAUAUUCCUGAUGAACUUCGAGUAGCUAAUAGUGGUAGUCGGUUCUUAUUGUCUGAUAAUGAAAAUAAUAGUGAUAGAAUGAUUAUAUUAUCAUCGGAUGAUGAUCUAGAUCGUCUAUCAAAUUCGGACUAUUCGCAUACAGACGGUACAUUUAAGGCACGUAUUGCUCCCCAAUUAUUUCACCAGUUGUACACCAUUCAUGGUAUUCUAUGUGGACGUUCAUUACCAUUAGUUUAUUGUAUCAUUUCUGGAAAAUCUGAAGAAAUACAUGAUGAAAUGUUCGAUGUUGUCCUGAAACAUAUAUCUCAACGUCCUAAAUCAAUAACAAUUGAAUAUGAAAAAGCUGUUCUCAACGUAAUCAAACAGAAAUUACCAAUGACAACACAUUCAGUACGACAAGGUCCAUCAGUAUAUGAAUUAAUAAAAGACUUACAAAUGGAACAGCAUGCGAACUUGAUAAUGGCUGAAUAA
Molecule: messenger RNA, 786 nt
Organism: Rotaria sordida
Lineage: Eukaryota; Metazoa; Rotifera; Eurotatoria; Philodinida; Philodinidae
Source: the annotation of a GenBank genome assembly